Molecule: messenger RNA, 2267 nt
Organism: Nannospalax galili (Upper Galilee mountains blind mole rat)
Lineage: Eukaryota; Metazoa; Chordata; Mammalia; Rodentia; Spalacidae
Gene: Acad9
Product: acyl-CoA dehydrogenase family member 9
Exons: 19
Coding region: 105-1970 (621 amino acids)
Molecular function (GO): acyl-CoA dehydrogenase activity; flavin adenine dinucleotide binding
Source: RefSeq, a predicted model, not a curated record
CCUAGGACGCGGGCGACUAGCGUCAUCGGACCGCGCAGCUUGGAGCCUCCUCCGGCGGCCCGGCAGGCUUCAGACGAUCUGACCUCUGGAGCGACGCAGACAGAAUGUUCGGCUGUUCCCUGCUCCGGCGCGCGGCCGCUGUGGCGCGAGCGUGGCAGGGGCUGGAAGUCUUAAGGGCGAGGCGCCGCCCCCUGCACACCAGUCCGCAGUGCCCCGCUUUCGCCAAGGAGCUCUUCCUGGGCAACCUGGAGCUGAAAGGAAUUUUUCCGUUUCCAGAGGUUAGUCAAGAUGAACUUAAUGAAAUUAAUCAGUUUGUGGGACCUGUAGAAAAAUUCUUCACUGAAGAGGUGGACUCUCGAAAAAUUGACCAGGAGGGAAAAAUCCCAGUCGAUACUUUAGAGAAAUUGAAGAGCCUGGGACUUUUUGGGAUGCAGGUGCCAGAAGAAUAUGGUGGCCUUGGCCUCUCCAACACAAUGUAUGCUCGGCUAGGGGAGAUCAUCAGCAUGGAUGGGUCCAUCUCCGUGACCCUGGCAGCACACCAGGCUAUUGGCCUCAAGGGGAUCAUCUUGGUCGGCAGCGAGGAGCAGAAAGCCAAAUACCUGCCCAAACUGGCAUCUGGGGAGCACAUCGCAGCCUUCUGCCUAACAGAGCCAGCCAGUGGGAGUGAUGCUGCCUCCAUCCAGACCAGAGCUACGUUAAGUGAAGAUAAGAAGCACUUUGUCCUCAAUGGCUCCAAGGUUUGGAUCACUAAUGGAGCACUGGCCAGUAUUUUUACUGUGUUUGCAAAGACCGAGGUGGUUGAUUCUGAUGGUUCAACGAAAGACAAAAUCACUGCAUUCAUAGUAGAAAGAGGCUUUGGUGGAAUCACUAAUGGGAAACCUGAAGAUAAGUUAGGCAUUCGAGGCUCCAACACCUGUGAAGUCCAUUUUGAAAAUACCAAAGUACCUGUGGAAAAUGUCCUUGGAGAAGUUGGAGGUGGCUUUAAGGUGGCCAUGAACAUUCUUAACAGUGGGAGAUUCAGUAUGGGCACUAUUGUGGCUGGGAUGCUUAAGAAAUUGAUUGAACUGACAACUGAAUAUGCCUGUACUAGGAAGCAGUUCAACAGAAAUCUCAGUGAAUUCGGAUUGAUUCAGGAAAAGUUUGCACUGAUGGCUCAAAAGGCUUAUGUAAUGGAAAGCAUGGCCUACCUCACCGCAGGGAUGCUGGACCAACCAGGAUUUCCUGACUGCUCUAUUGAGGCAGCCAUGGUGAAGGUGUUCAGCUCUGAGGCUGCCUGGCAGUGUGUGAGUGAGGCACUGCAGAUCCUUGGGGGCUCCGGCUACAUGAAGGACUACCCCUAUGAGCGUAUGCUACGUGAUUCCCGUAUCCUCCUCAUCUUUGAGGGAACCAACGAGAUUCUUCGGAUGUACAUUGCCCUGACAGGCCUGCAGCAUGCUGGCCGCAUCCUGACUUCAAGAAUCAAUGAACUUAAAAGAGGCAACGUGAUCACAGUCAUGGAGACCAUUGGUCGGAGGCUUCGAGACUCUCUAGGCCGAGCUGUGGACCUUGGGCUGACAGGCAAUCCUGGCUUUGUACACCCUAGUCUUGGAGACAGUGCUGUGAAACUUGAGGAAAAUGUGUAUUACUUUGGCCGAACUGUUGAGACUUUGCUACUCCGCUUUGGAAAGACCAUUGUAGAGGAACAGCUGGUACUGAAGCGGGUAGCCAAUAUCCUCAUCAACCUGUAUGGCAUGACGGCGGUGCUGUCACGGGCUAGUCGCUCCAUCCGCAUUGGGCUCCAGAAUCAUGACCAUGAGGUUCUGUUGGCCAACAUGUUCUGUGUGGAAGCUUAUUUCCAGAAUCUCUUCAGUCUGUCUCAGCUGGACAAGUAUGCUCCAGAAAACUUGGAUGAGCAAAUUAAGAAAGUGUCUCAACAGAUCCUUGAAAAACGAGCCUACGUCUGUGCCCACCCUCUGGAUAGGACAUCUUGAGGUUGGGCCCUGCAUUUGAAGAGAUCACAUCUUCUAAAGAAAACCAGACAGAACCAAAUUGUUGAUGGCUCCUGUGUGUGGCUACACUGAUAGACCCCUGUGGAAAUGGGCUUAUGCUACCACCUCUGUGGCACAAGGCCCACGGGGAACUGAGGUGUGGGCAACCCUAAAGCAUCUGGGGUGGGGAGGGGCUGAAGAGAUGGCUCAGUGGUUAAGAACACUGAAUGUUCUUGCAGAAGACCCAGGUUCGAAUCCCACCAUCCACAUGGCAACUAACAACUGGUCCGUAAUUCUAGU